Paramuricea clavata is the source of this 557-nucleotide messenger RNA. Lineage: Eukaryota; Metazoa; Cnidaria; Anthozoa; Malacalcyonacea; Plexauridae. The record is from the annotation of a GenBank genome assembly.
AUGGGUGAAUGCGCUGAUGAUAUCUUGAAAACGCUACAAAUUGACGAGGACAAAGCUUCGUACGAAGAAGUCAAGUCAGCACUCGAGAAUCACUUUUCUGACAGAAGAAACGUACUUGUUGAGCGUGCUCGCUUCAACCGAAGGGUUCAACGCACUGGGGAGCCAGUGGAUACAUUCAUCCAGGAUCUCUACAAAAUUGCAGCAGAUUGUGAGUAUGGAACAUUAAGAAACGAAUUGAUUAGAAUUAUUGUAGGGGUUGUAGACGAUUCACUCUCAGACCGCCUCCAGUCUAAGCCAAAACUGGCGUUGCAAGAAGCAGUGCAGAUUGCCCAUCAAGCAGAGGAACGAAAACAUAACAGAGAUGUAGUGAGAGGGGAUGCCACAAAGUCUAGUGAUGUUUAUUAUGUCCGAAAUGGGGCCCAAACCAAGGGGAGAUAUCACAAGCAAAAUCCUCGUCCCCAGGAAACUAAGGGUCCCCAUACACCACUUAAGAAAUCAGGGGAUAAAUGUAAUUGGUGUGGCCACGAGAAGCAUGACCGUAAAGUUUGUCCAGCAAG